Messenger RNA from Physcomitrium patens, 1626 nucleotides. RefSeq names its product chlorophyll a-b binding protein of LHCII type I, chloroplastic. Lineage: Eukaryota; Viridiplantae; Streptophyta; Bryopsida; Funariales; Funariaceae. Gene Ontology annotation, biological process: photosynthesis, light harvesting. The record is from RefSeq and is a predicted model, not a curated record. Gene Ontology annotation, cellular component: membrane.
AAUCUCGUUGCAGCUCACCAGAACUCUCUGAGCCCACACACGCACGCAUCCUACCGAGGGUAAUUGGGUCAUGGUCCCAAUCGGAAUUCUAACCUGCGCAUCUCGCAGUCGCAAAUCACAGACCUGCUUCAGAACCCUUGAGCGCGAUCCCAAUCCAAAUCUCUGAUUUGUCAGUCGGAUAUGUAUGGCACAGAGCGUUCUCGAUCAGUCCUCUAGUGAGAUCGUAUAAAAAAAUCAUAACCCUACGAUCGUCAAUUGUAGGAUUCGGAGAUCAUCGACUUCGGAGCUCCCACUUAGCGGUAGCAUCCUUGCAAUCGAAGUCGUGUUUAGAGGAACUGUGUACUGCGAUUUCAGUGAUGGCGUCAAUGGCGAUCCAGGGUGUGGUUGCCCCUGCAGUUGGAGCAUUUGGCAGCAGUAAGUGUUUUCAAAAAAAGCCUUCUUCAAUUUCUUCGUCUUCAUGGACCUGCCAGGCAGUGUCGAAAGGUGAAGGGACCGCGGAUGCGCCUACUGUGAGUUUGGAGGGAGUGAUCAACGCUGUCCAACAGGCACCAAGUGCAGACCCUGCGCCCGAAGCCUUAUUAGCCGAGUCCACCAGCAACGGAUCCACCGCUACUAUGACAGGGAUCGCCGAGUGGUACAAGGUCUACGGGAAGUCAGUGGCACCCGAUCAAGAUGCUCGAGCUCCAUACUACGGACCUAACCGACCAUUGUGGAAAGGCCCUUUCACAAAACCCAAAGACGUACCCGAAUAUCUGAAGGGAGAGUACCCAGGGGACUACGGCUGCGAUAUAUUCAAGCUCGCAAGGCUUCCAGCAAACUACGCCAGACUCCGGACUCAGGAGCUUAUGAAUGGUCGUUGGGCUAUGCUUGGCAUUACCGGCUGCCUGACCCCGGAGCUGAUCAACUCAAACUCCACCCCUGGCUUCGAACCCGUUUGGUUCAAUACGGGAGCUCAGAUCUUCUCCGACGCUGGCAUUGACUACCUAGGCGUCCCCGGGUUCAUUAACGCACACAGCCUGUUCGCCGUCAUCGUCGUGCAAGCUCUGCUCAUGGGUCUCGCUGAAUACGCGAGGAUCAAAUUCGUGCCAGAAGGGGCAGAUCCUUUCUAUCCCGGAGGGAAGACGUUCGAUCCUCUUGGAUUCUCAAGCGACCCAGAGAUUCUUGCCGAGCUGAAGGUGAAAGAAAUCAAGAACGGAAGGCUUGCCAUGAUGGCCAUGGCGGGUCUCUUCGCGCAAGGCGCUGUGACGGGAGUCAGCCCCUUGCAAAACUUGCACGAUUGGUUGCAUUUGUAAGAGAUUUACUGAGAAGUGCCCUGCGUUUUGCUUUUCCAGCCAUGAAAUCCAUGAAUAUCAAGUCAUCCAACGCCGCUCCGAUGCCAUGAUCCGAGCCAUAAGUAUAGUAAUACUGUAAUUACAAUGCCAAUUUGCUGUAAUGUUGUGGUGUAGUGGAUCCCACUGCGGGAGAAAGCGAAGAAGCUCCUGGCUCCACCAGUUUAUGAGUUUAGUUUUUAGGGUGAGAGCUUUGAGAUACGGAAGCCACUACAUGUUUUUCUUAGAUUACCAUGAAAUUUGCUGACACAAAAACCUUUCAAUAUGAAACAGCAAUUACAAAACAAAUCUAACGCAA